This is a messenger RNA of Merops nubicus (carmine bee-eater), 998 nucleotides long. RefSeq names its product inorganic pyrophosphatase 2, mitochondrial-like. The annotation marks the transcript as partial. Gene Ontology annotation, molecular function: magnesium ion binding; inorganic diphosphate phosphatase activity. Gene Ontology annotation, biological process: phosphate-containing compound metabolic process. The transcript has 11 exons. The record is from RefSeq and is a predicted model, not a curated record. NCBI's taxonomy places the organism in Eukaryota, Metazoa, Chordata, Aves, Coraciiformes, Meropidae. Gene Ontology annotation, cellular component: cytoplasm; extracellular exosome.
AGAACACAGAUGGUAAAUAUAUUUCCCCGUUUCAUGACAUUCCACUGUUUGCUGGAUUUAAAGAGGAUAAAGAGAUUCCUGCAAAGCGGUCAAAAACUACUGGAACUGAGGUCCUGUUUAAUAUGAUUGUAGAAGUGCCUCGUUGGACAAAUGCAAAAAUGGAGAUUGCCACUGAGGAGCCCUUGAAUCCCAUUAAACAAGAUAUAAAGAAAGGCAAGCUUCGAUAUGUGCCAAAUAUCUUUCCUCACAAGGGUUAUAUAUGGAAUUAUGGUGCCCUCCCACAGACGUGGGAAGAUCCAAACCAUACAGACGACAUUACAGGAUGUUGUGGGGAUAAUGAUCCUAUUGAUGUUUGUGAAAUAGGUUCAAAGAUUCGUUCUUCUGGCGAGAUUGUUCAGGUGAAGGUCUUGGGUGUUUUAGCUCUUAUUGAUGAAGGAGAGACAGAUUGGAAGAUAAUCGCUAUCAGUGCGGAUGAUCCAGAAGCUCAGAAAAUCCAUGAUAUUGAUGAUGUCAAGAAGCACAAACCAGGUUAUCUUGAGGCUACGGUUGACUGGUUCCGAUUAUAUAAAGUCCCUGAUGGUAAACCUGAAAAUCAGUUUGCUUUUAAUGGAGAGUUUAAAGACAAGGAUUUUGCUGUUGAAAUUAUUAAAUCUACCCAUGAAUACUGGAAAGCUUUGCUGCAUAAAAAAGCUGAUGGAGGCACUAUUAAGUGCACAAAUGUGCUGGUGACUGGCAGCCCAUUUUGUUGCAGUGAGGAGGAUGCUCGAUCAAUUGUGCAGUCGGCACCAGUGCCUGUGCACGGAGACUCCGUUUCCCCAGAAGUUGAUUCCUGGCACUUUUUUCCCAAGUGAUCAUCAAAGUGUUCUGAAGCUGCAUCACCGAAUUUUAAAGUUGUCCCUUUUUUGAAGAGAAGCAAAUGCAGUAAUCAUUGGGUUCCUGUUGAGAAAACUUUUCAACUUGUGUAAACCUUCUCUCAUGUAAAUAAACACUGACAUUAU